AAUUAAUUAAAUAGAUUAAUUUUUAUUUUUGGGUGGAAAUAUAAAUAUUUAUGGCGUUGGAAAACCAAAAGGUAUUUUGUUGAAGACGAACCAGAUCGAAGCUCUCAAACUCAAACUCUCUUCUUCCAAUGGCUGAUCCUGAAUUGGAAGCUAUCAGACAGAGAAGAAUGCAGGAGCUUAUGGCUCAGCAUGGCAUGGCAAAUCAAUCAAAUCCUGAACAGCAGAAUGCACAAGAAGAUGCUAAGAGAGAGGCAGAUGAACGAAGGCAGAUGAUGCUUAGUCAAAUUUUAUCUUCUGAAGCACGUGAAAGAAUUGCUCGAAUCGCUCUGGUGAAACCCGAGAAAGCAAGGGGCGUCGAAGAUGUUUUGCUGAGAGCUGCUCAAAUGGGCCAAAUUGCUGAAAAGGUUUCCGAAGAAAGACUGAUAACACUAUUGGAACAAAUCAACAGCCAAACAAGCAAACAAACCAAAGUCACAAUUCAGAGGCGUCGGAGUGUUCUUGAGGACGAUGAUUGAUUAAAAAACACAGGCUUGAUAAUGUGUGUGAUUAUUAUUGACACUAUGAAGUGCUUUGAUUUUGUAUCUAAAAAUGAUUUCUAUGUAGUGAGUUGUGAAAACAUUUUGACUGUAUUUAUGCUUCUGCUAUUUCCUUUUGGUUAUCCUAGAAACUUCCAUAUUUCGAAUCCAGAGCAUAUGUAUUCCUAAUUUUUUUUUCAAAUGAAUUUCAUAACUUUUAAAAGAUGAA
Messenger RNA from Cannabis sativa, 744 nucleotides. RefSeq lists its product as uncharacterized. Lineage: Eukaryota; Viridiplantae; Streptophyta; Magnoliopsida; Rosales; Cannabaceae. The transcript has 7 exons. Gene Ontology annotation, molecular function: DNA binding. Gene Ontology annotation, cellular component: cytosol; nucleus. The record is from RefSeq and is a predicted model, not a curated record. The coding region runs from base 129 to 515 and encodes 128 amino acids.